Messenger RNA from Abrus precatorius (Indian licorice), 1568 nucleotides. Its product is annotated as beta-galactosidase 9-like. The record is from RefSeq and is a predicted model, not a curated record. Gene Ontology annotation, biological process: carbohydrate metabolic process. Gene Ontology annotation, molecular function: beta-galactosidase activity. Bases 150 to 1568 code for a protein of 472 amino acids. Gene Ontology annotation, cellular component: cell wall; vacuole. The transcript has 10 exons. NCBI's taxonomy places the organism in Eukaryota, Viridiplantae, Streptophyta, Magnoliopsida, Fabales, Fabaceae.
GUUGACUGGUGCUACUAAGAAGAGGAAGGAGGGGGAAUUAUCUGUUUUCAAUGUUGUUUGGAUUGCGAACAUGGCUUUGGCGUAGAUUCCAAGAUCACUGAUCACUCUAUAAGUAGUUUUCUAAAUUAUUUGGUUGAAAUAAUUCGAAGAUGAUGAAAGGAAGGCUUGGAUCAGGAAAGAAUUGUAUUGAUUACAGAAUGGUAGUGGCAGCGGUGUGGUUAUGUGUUUGCAUAGCAGCAAUUGAGUGCGGGGUAAGAGUGACAGAGGCAGAGGACCCUCGGUAUUUCAAACCCUUCAACGUGACCUACGAUCACAGAGCUCUCAUCCUCGACGGGAAGCGUCGCAUCCUCAUCUCCGCCGGAAUCCACUAUCCACGCGCCACUCCCGAGAUGUGGCCUGAUCUUAUUGCCAAGACCAAAGAAGGUGGGGCAGAUGUAAUUGAAUCUUAUGUUUUCUGGAAUGGCCAUGAGCCUGCCAGAGGACAGUAUCAUUUUGAAGGGAGAUACGAUCUUGUCAAGUUUGUGAAGCUAGUUGCAUCCAGUGGACUCUAUUUCUUUCUCCGUAUAGGCCCUUAUGCGUGUGCAGAGUGGAACUUUGGCGGUUUCCCAGUGUGGUUGCGUGAUAUCCCUGGUAUUGAAUUCCGGACAAACAAUGCACCUUUCAAGGGGGAGAUGAAGAGGUUUGUCUCGAAGGUCGUGAACCUGAUGAGAGAGGAAAUGCUGUUUUCUUGGCAAGGUGGACCUAUAAUUUUGUUGCAGAUUGAGAAUGAAUAUGGGAACAUUGAGAGCUCCUAUGGCAAGGCAGGUAAAGAGUAUAUUAAAUGGGCAGCUAGGAUGGCUCUAAGUCUUGGUGCUGGUGUCCCAUGGGUCAUGUGCAGACAACAGGAUGCUCCAUAUGAUAUUAUUGAUACAUGCAAUGCAUACUACUGUGAUGGAUUUAAACCAAACUCUCGUAACAAGCCAACAAUGUGGACAGAGAACUGGGAUGGAUGGUAUACACAGUGGGGUGGAAGAUUGCCUCAUAGACCUGUUGAAGACCUUGCAUUUGCAGUUGCACGGUUUGUCCAACGUGGAGGGAGCUUUCAGAAUUAUUACAUGUAUUUUGGUGGAACAAAUUUUGGUCGCACUGCAGGGGGACCUUUGCAAAUUACAAGUUAUGAUUAUGAUGCUCCAAUUGAUGAGUAUGGUCUGCUGAGUGAGCCCAAAUGGGGUCACUUGAAAGAUUUACAUGCUGCUUUAAAGCUUUGUGAGCCUGCCCUGGUGGCCACUGAUUCGCCAACAUAUAUAAAACUGGGCCCAAAACAGGAGGCACAUGUGUACCAAGCAAAUGUUCACCCUGAAGGAUUAAACUUGUCUCUGUCUGAAUUUCCUAGCAUAUGCUCAGCAUUUCUUGCCAACAUCGAUGAGCGGAAAGCAGCAACUGUGACCUUCCGUGGUAAAAAAUACACUAUACCUCCAUGGUCUGUCAGUGUUUUGCCAGAUUGCAGAAAUACAGCUUUCAAUACUGCCAAGGUUGGUUUAUGCAGGGUGUUUUGGGGUUCAAAAAAUUUGCAAGACAUGAAUUUGUGA